Molecule: messenger RNA, 3339 nt
Organism: Cavia porcellus (domestic guinea pig)
Lineage: Eukaryota; Metazoa; Chordata; Mammalia; Rodentia; Caviidae
Gene: Cflar
Product: CASP8 and FADD like apoptosis regulator
Exons: 9
Coding region: 139-1287 (382 amino acids)
Biological process (GO): proteolysis; regulation of apoptotic process
Molecular function (GO): cysteine-type endopeptidase activity; protein binding
Source: RefSeq, a predicted model, not a curated record
UCCCCGCCGCCCGAGGCCUGGCGUGCGCGGGCUGGGCACCGCGGGCCGGGCACCGCGGGCUGGCGCGGGGCCGGCCGGCCGAGGGCCGCCUGCUGCGCCGACUCGGCCUCCGACGGACGCCCGGGCCGCAGGGUUCUGAUGAUGGAGAUUGGCGAGGACCUGGACAAGUCCGACCUGUCUGCACUGACUUUCCUCAUGCGGGACUACACCGGCCGCGGCAAGACAGCCAAGGGUAAGAGUUUCUUGGAACUUGUGAUUGAAUUGGAGAAAUUAAAUCUGGUUGCUCCAGAUCAAUUGGACUUAUUAGAGAAAUGCCUAAAGAACAUCCACAGACUAGACCUGAAGAAAAAAAUCGAAAAACACAAGCAGUCUGUUCAAGGAGCACAAACGAGUUACAUGAAUUCCCUCCAAGCCUCUUUCCCAAACCUGAGUCUCACAGAGCUUUCACAGAACUUAAGGCUGCAGAACGGGAGGAGUACAGGACAAGGACUGGAGACACCACGUCAAAAACCCACGAAGAUGCCCAUCCAGGAAUCCGGAGCCCUCUCUUCUCAGUAUGUACCUGUGGAGAGAUACCGGAUGCAGAGCAAGCCCCUGGGCAUCUGUCUGAUCAUCGACUGUGUCGGCAACGCCACAGAAGUACUUCGAGGCGCCUUCUCCUCCGUGGGUUUCAAGGUCCAGUGCUUCCUAUACCUUAAGGUGGGUGACAUGGUCCAGAUUCUCCGCCAGGUGGCUUCCUCGCCCCAGCACCAGCACCAUGACAGCUUCGUGUGCGUCCUGGUGAGCCGCGGGGACCCCCACAGGGUGUUUGGCGUGGACCUGGCCCACGAGGGGCUGCCCCUGGAGCAGGUCCGGACAAUGUUCACGGGGGAUGCCUGCCCUCCCCUCAUUGGGAAGCCGAAGCUCUUCUUCAUCCAGAGCUACCUGGUAUCGGAGGCCCCUCUGGGUGCCAGCAGCCUCCCAGAAGUAGACGGGCCAGCAGUGACCAGUGUGGAGUCCACAAAACCAUGGCCUCAGCCCCACGAGCUGCACCGGGAGGCUGACAUCCUGUGGAGCCACUGCACGGCCCAGGCGUGCCUGCUGGAGCUGCCUGAGGCCUCACAAUCCCUGUACCUGCAGGGUCUCUCGCAGCAGCUGCUGCAGGACAGAAGACACCCACUGCUGGACCUGCACGUGGAGCUCAAUCGCAGAGUGUACGACUGGAACAGCACGGUUCCCCCCUGGCAGAGGUACAGCCUCGCCCUGAAGCACACGCUGAGGAAGACCCUCAUCCUGGCAUCUACCUGAUGCCCAGGCCUGUUCUGGCUACGCUGUUCCAUGUCCAGAGGAGCAGUUCAGAGUGCAAGACAGCAUGGCGUGAAGUGCAGAGCCCGAGCGGGGUUCACAGGCCGCCAGGAACUGGACUUGAAUCUGGGCCAGCACCGGUUCCUCUGUCAGGAAGCUAUUGCCUCUGCAGCUGAAAUACCCAGAGGAGGGGAGAGGGGACAGAGACAGAAAGGAGAAGAGAUGGGGAGGAAUGGAGAAGGGCUGGGGAGGAGAGGACAGGAGAGGAGAGGACAGGAGAGGAGAGGAGAGGACAGGAGAGGACAGGAGAGAAGAGAAUAGGAGAGGAGAGGACAGGAGAGGAGAGGAGAGGAGAGGAGAGGGGAUAGCUGGGUUGUUGAUCACUAUCGUUAUUUGUUUCUUUCCUGUCUCCCCAAAGCCAGUCUCCUCGUCCCUGAGGCCUGAGUGUGUUUGCCGACCACACAGAGGCCCAAGAGGGCAGUGUGCAAUGCAGCCCCGAGAGACCUGGCCCGCCCCAUGCCUGCUGCCCUGGGCUCUGCUCCGGGACUCCAGCACCUUAUGCUGCUGGAGUUCAUCAGGGCAGGCGCCGCAGUCUCCAGACCCCCCGGCCAUGCUGUGGGUGCUUGGGGAGAGGCCACUCUGGCCUGCUCAGCCAUCUGUGCAGGGCCGCUGCAGGAGUUGGCAGUACAGCCUCUGACACCUUCCCCUGACCUGCUCCCCUCGAGGGUUGCCAGGGGAUGAGGGUAUCCAGCCUGACUCAGCCUCACCCUGGGGUCUCCCCGCUGGGAGCAGCUCCCUCCUCCAAGAUGCCAAACCUCCUUUGGUCUCACCUGCUGGUCGGCUCUAUUUUGUUUUACAGCAUAACUGGUAAACUUUCCUCUUUUGUGGAGUACUAGGGAUUGAACCUACACUUUCACACUGAGUUAAACCCACAGUCCUUUUUUAUUUUUCAUUUUCAGACAGUCUCACUAAGUUCCCAGGUUGGGAUGGAACAAGCAAUCCUCCUGCCUCCAGCCUCCCAGGUGCUGGGAUUAUAGGUGUGUGCCACACACCCACCUAAAACAUAAUAGACUGAAACAGAAAAGAGAAGACUACACUAAAUAAUUCAAACUUUUUCACAGUCUGAAACUGAUAUUUAGCCCUGAUAAAAGGAACACAGUAAUGACAAGAUAAUUGCUGGUUAGAAAUUGUAGCCAUUCAGAUUAUACAAACAAGGUUCUUUUCCCAUCCUGAUGACUGCAGUAUGGAUGUGAUGGCUGGAGCUCUUGCUGCCAUCUUGAGCUGUGAAGAUAAGGUAGUGCUGUAGAGGCAGCUGCAUCCUGGGGAGGAGAAUGCUUCUUAGCUGAGGGUCAGAUCACCACACUGCAGGCUGCAUGCUCGGGGCUUGCGUGUGGGAGGGCACCAUUUCUCUGAGCACCAUUGGUCCUACUGGUGCACUGUUAUUUGGUUAAAGUGUAUAUGGAAUAUUUGUGCAUAUUAUAUGCUCACAAGAAAUGUUUCUAUAGAUAACUAUUUUAUUUCUAACUAAUCUUUAAAAUGCACACAAGCAGAAGUCUGAGCUGCACAGGUACUCGAGCCCCUGUAAGUGUGGGAUCUUGGGGUUCCUGGAUGGAUUUCCCGCCAAUGCCAAGGGCCAACUCUGCUGAGCCAACACCACCAACCCCAGCGCUGGUGAAGAGCAGAGUAUGGGUCUCAACUAACCCUGCUUUUCAGAAGUUUAAUUAAUGAAGCAGUUUAGGUGAAUUUAGUGUCUGUCCCAUGGCACCUGUAUCUUCCCCCUAGGCUGGGGAGCGCUGCUGUGUGGAAGCUCAGUCGCUCGGAGCUCUGCCCCGCGUGGCCGCUGGAGGGCGCCCGCUGCCUUGGCACGUGGACAGCGGCAGGUUCUGCGCAGACAGCAUCCUGCCUGCCUCUGACCCCUGUUGUCUGAGGAACUGUGUCUUUCCCGAUUAUGUUCACUUGGACUUUUAUUUAUUAAUAUUGUCACCAGAGUGUCAGUACUCGAUAUUUAAUACUUUGCCAUUGUGUAAUUUUUAAUAAAAUUUGAUGUGAAAUAUA